GUGUACUUGUAUGCACCGAGCGCCAUCUUGCAUCACCUCAUGACGGAACAAUCGGAUUUGGGAAAUGAAAGUGGAUUCUUCACAUAAAUCAGAAGCCGGUAGAAGACACAAUAAGGUCAAUUUGAAAGUCGCUUCCCUUCCAGGAAGAAACGGAAAGUAAACACAAGACUGAUAAUAAAUCAGGACUUUGAGCUGUCCCAGACUGCUCCCGAUAAAUAACCAUGGCAGACUUCAGCGAUCUCAUCGUGCAAAUCGGAGACUAUGGGUUUUUCCAGAAGAAACUCUUGGUGCUGUGUUCCCUGCCGUCGAUCCCCUUCACCUUUGUCCUGAUGGGGGUGCUUUUUCUAGGAAAUACGCCCAAUCACUGGUGCGCCAUCCCGGAGGCCGAGCGACUCCAGGAAGAGUGCGGCUGGACGGAGGCGGAGGUGAGGGAAGUCACUAUCCCCCGUUUGGAAGUGUCCUUGAGCCACUGCGACAGGUUCGACUUGAACUUGAGUCAGAAUACUUGCGGUGACCUGGAGCAACUACUCUCGUCCGACGGGAACUCUGUGAUGCCUUGUGAUGGGGGGUGGGCUUUCGAUCGAAGCCAUUCCACGAUUGUUUCGGAGUUCUCGUUGGUGUGCGAGCGAUCCUGGCUGGCCGAUCUCAAUCAAUUCACGAUGGCAUGCGGGCUAUUCAUCGGUGCGUUCAUCACUGGCUACAUGUCCGACAGGUUUGGCAGGAAGCCUUGUUUCAUUGGCUUCAUGAUUUGCCUCGGCAUUGCGGGCGUUGGUAUCGUGCUGUCACCGUGGUACCCGCUGCUUCUGGCAUUUCGCUUCCUGCAAGGCUUUUUUGAAAAGGGGGCAUGUGCAUCGUGCUAUGUUCUGUUGUUUGAGUUCUUCAGCUCAGAAAAGAGGAAAUUUGUGUCCGUGGUGUGCCAGUCAUUCAUCUCCAUCGGUAUGUUGAUCCUGCCUGGCUUGGCUUACCUUGUGCCCUCCUGGAGGACCCUGCAACUUAUCAUGAUACUACCCUCCUUCCUCUUCAUCCCAUACUACUGGAUUGUUCCUGAAUCUCCACGCUGGCUAUUCUCUCAAAAGAGGAACUCUGAGGCCAUGAGGAUUGUGUCCGAUGUGGCCAAGUGCAACGGGAGAAGAUUGCCGCAGAACUACCAAGAGGUAUUUUGCGAGGUUUCAAAACAGAAGAAAAAACAACAUCCUGUAUCUUUUCUGGACUUGUUCAGGACACCCUUCAUCAGGAGGAUCACGCUCAUUUUAAUUUACGCCUGGCAAGUCAGUUUGAACAACUUGGUAGUUGGACCUGAUUCCUUCCCAGAUUCAACUAUUUGCUUUGUCUGCAGGUUUUCCAGCAGUAUUGUGUUCUACGGCCUGAUUUUGAGCCUAGGGAUGACGGGUGACAAUCACUUUUUGGACUUCUUCAUGUCUUCAGUGGUGGAGAUCCCCGCGGGCCUCAUUUUCUACCUACUCGUGGACAGAAUCGGCAGACGCUCCCUCCUGGCUGGGACCAAUUUAAUCGGAGGCCUCGCCUGCCUGGCUGUGCCGUUCAUUUCCCCAGAGCUUUCCUGGUUGAAAAAAGCUGUGGCCUUCAUUGGGAGGCUCGCCAUUGCUACCACACUGAUGACGCUCAAUUUUGCCAACACUGAGCUAUAUCCCACCACUCUGAGAAAUCUGGGCACAUGCGUGUGUUCAUCGGCCUGUGACGCUGGCGUUAUUGUGGCCCCGUUGCUGCUCUACAGGUUGGCCACCUUCUGGCAGGAGCUUCCCUUUUGUCUCUAUGGGGUUAUGUCGGUAGUCACCUGCGGCUUGGUGACACUGUUGCCGGAGAUGAAGGGAGUUGCUCUUCCCGAGACCAUAGAGGACAUGGAGACUCUAAGACGGAAACAAAACCAAUCCAAGGAGGAAAACGUCUCGAUGACAUGACAAGAAAACGGCGCCUCAAGAAUAUUUCGGCAUCUUUCUGGAUUUCAAACCCUGUUGGGAUUUUGUUUAUUACUUCGACAAAUGAAUUGCUAGGCUAUUGUGGGAAAAUUCUUGGCACUUGGGCAAACUCCUCCCAGGAAAAUAGUCCAAAUGAGCUUCGAAACGGCGAAGCUGUUUUGCCCAUCUGACGUAACCCCUGCAUCAAAGUUUGGCCGAUGAAAACGGGCUUGUGAGGGCCCACUCAUCUGCGCUUGGCACUUAAUUUAUUGUGUUUACGAGGCUUUUCCCUCCAGUGUUCUCAGAACAAAUUAGGAGGUGCACAAGACAUUGAUGUAUGACAUCAUCGUUACUUUCUCCUUGUGUCUAUUUUAGAAGUACCAAUAAAGUAAACUGUGAGAUG
Syngnathus acus (greater pipefish) is the source of this 2316-nucleotide messenger RNA. RefSeq names its product organic cation transporter 2 (gene slc22a3). Gene Ontology annotation, molecular function: transmembrane transporter activity. Gene Ontology annotation, biological process: transmembrane transport. The transcript is spliced from 10 exons. The record is from RefSeq and is a predicted model, not a curated record. Bases 222 to 1916 code for a protein of 564 amino acids. Gene Ontology annotation, cellular component: membrane. Lineage: Eukaryota; Metazoa; Chordata; Actinopteri; Syngnathiformes; Syngnathidae.